Molecule: messenger RNA, 1100 nt
Organism: Salvia splendens (bonfire salvia)
Lineage: Eukaryota; Viridiplantae; Streptophyta; Magnoliopsida; Lamiales; Lamiaceae
Product: secoisolariciresinol dehydrogenase-like
Exons: 2
Coding region: 183-974 (263 amino acids)
Molecular function (GO): oxidoreductase activity
Source: RefSeq, a predicted model, not a curated record
AUAAAAAAGGGAAAAAAAUGAUGUUAGUAUUUUGGUCACUUUAAUAUAAAUAAAAAUAAGAAUGGUAGUUAGGUUGUGAUUAUCAAAAAUCAAGAGACGUAUCAAGCAUGAUUUAGCCCUCCAGACUUCAUUAAUAAAUAUCAAUGACCUAAAGAAACUCAUAACAUAAAAGGUUUCUCAAUAUGGCCUCAACUUCUCUAAGAAGGCUCGAAGGGAAAGUAGCCCUAAUAACUGGUGGCGCUAGUGGCAUCGGAGAGGCCACCGCCCGAUUGUUUUCCUGCCACGGAGCCAAGGUUGUUAUCGCUGACAUCCAAGACGAAUUAGCCCGCGACAUCUGCAAAGACUUACUAUCUCCGGCCACGUUCGUCCACUGCGACGUGACCAAAGAAUCCGACGUCGAGAGCGCGGUCAACGCAGCGCUCUCGACUUACGGGGAGCUAGACAUCAUGAUAAACAACGCCGGCAUCGGCGGAUCCGCCCAAUCCAAGAUCGCAGAGACACAACUCUCGGAAUUCAAGCGCGUGGUGGAGGUGAACCUCGUGGGCGCGUUCCUGGGGACGAAGCACGCGGCGCGCGUGAUGAUCCCGCGGCGCCGGAGCGGGAGCAUCAUCACGACCGCGAGCGUGUGCUCUGUGAUGGGUGGCGUUUCCACGCACGCCUACACCAGCUCGAAGCACGGGGUGGUGGGGCUGAUGAGGAACGUCGCCGUGGAGCUCGGGGCCCACGGGGUGCGCGUGAACUGCGUAUCACCGUAUAUUAUGGAGACGGCGAUGACGGCGGGGCUCGGGAGGGAUUGGAUCAGACAAUGUUAUAGCAACUUAAAGGGAGUGAGUUUGAUGGCGGGAGAUGUGGCGGAGGCGGCUCUCUAUCUGGCGAGUGAUGAAUCCAAGUAUGUGAGUGGGCAUAACCUUAUGGUUGAUGGAGGGAUUUCUGUCAUGAAUAACGGCUUCAAUCUGUACGAUAUUGGCGCCUAAUAUCACAAAACUUUUUAAAAAUUUAUUUUUUCCAUGAGCUUUGAAGUUGGCAUAUAGUAUCAGGAACUUAAAUAGUUGUUGAAUUUUUUCCAUUAACGACAAAAUUCGACUACAUUUCAUUUAUUA